Messenger RNA from Rhineura floridana, 6155 nucleotides. It is a transcript of the gene BCORL1, whose product is annotated as BCL6 corepressor like 1. The record is from RefSeq and is a predicted model, not a curated record. Gene Ontology annotation, cellular component: nucleus. The transcript has 14 exons. Lineage: Eukaryota; Metazoa; Chordata; Lepidosauria; Squamata; Rhineuridae. Gene Ontology annotation, biological process: negative regulation of transcription by RNA polymerase II. Gene Ontology annotation, molecular function: protein binding; transcription corepressor activity. The coding region runs from base 432 to 4931 and encodes 1499 amino acids.
GGAGGGCCUUGGGCAAUGGUGAGGAAGACGGGCCCAGGGGAAGAGGAGACGGGCUCGGUCGUCGCCGAGACGGCCCACAGGGGGGCCGGACUGAGCAGGGCGGCGCGGCGCAGCUUGGCGGGGGCUCUUUGCUUGUGCUGUCGCCGCGAGGUGGGACUCGCGGCGGGCCUGGCCGGCGAUCGCGGCCUUCGAGGCUUGAGCAACUUCUAGAGCAGGCUCUGCAAGCCCGGACGGUCGGUGGUGGAGGAGAGCGUGGCCGCCAAGCAGGCAGACGACGGACGCUGCCGGCCGGCGGGGGGGGGGAUCAAACCCAACAGCCGAUCCUCCGGCCGAGCUGGGGCGCCUCCCUCCGGCCGCAUCCCCGAGAGGAGCCGAGCAGGCGACGGAAGGAGGCGGGAGCCCCUGAGUCUAGCUGGCAUUGAGUGGCUGUCAUGAUCUCUGCAGCUCCUCUCUACAGCGGGGUGCACAACUGGACUGGCACUGAGCGGAUUCGCAUGUGCGGCCUCGGCGAAGAGAGGAGAGCCCCGCUUUCUGAUGAAGAAUCUAACACCAGCAACUCCCAGCAUCUGGGCUCCCCCGACUUCCGUGUUGGCAGCAGCUUUUCCAAGGUGGAGCUCACGGCAGUCUCGAGCAGCGGCAGCGGUGCCCAAGGGUUUGAGGCAGAGGGCAUUGUGGAGGAGGAGAUUGGGCCUAAACUUAAGGAGCAGCCGUGUGAGCCAGAGUGUGCUGAGAAAGCGUUGAAGGGCGGCGAUGCCAACCCAGGAGAAGGUAGAGAGGCCAGAGCCACAAAGCUGGAGAGUGGUGGCAGCGGCCCAGACUGUGUGUGGCCCUCUGCUAAGGAGGCGGCGGCAGAGGUUUCCCCUGCUUGCCCAAAGGCUCUGGAGGAGGAGCAUACAGGGAAGGAGAAGAGCACUCCAUCAGCUAGCACAACCCUGACCGUCAGUACUGCCGCCACAACCAGCUGCAGCACUUUGACCUCUACCCCGGCCACCUUCACCUUGAAAAGCGUCUGUUUCUCCACUUCUCAGGCCCCUGCUAUGCAAAAAAUGGCCCUCUCCUUCCCACCUGGAGCAGUCCUAGCCCCCAGCCAGCCCCUGGUUUAUCUUCCACCCCUUUCAAGCCCGCUUGGGGUCCCGCCCACCCUUGCCCUGCCCGUCUUACCCCCCUUCCAGCAGGAUCCUGGCCUGCCUGGCCUGCUUGCCCCCUCUGAGCUCCACUCGUACCCGUAUGCCUUCUCUGUGGCCAGGCCUUUGCCCGCGGAUCCCAAAACAGCACCUGUGGAGGCAAACCAGCCAAACUGCCCUCCUCCGCCAGGAGAGAGCGGCACCCCUACGGCCACUGGUCCCUCCGCUCCUGCUGAUGGCUCAGACCUCCCUCCAAGCACGCCUGCCUUGGUGGUGCCGGGUGCCAGUGCCGUCCCCCUGCCCGGUGCCACCAGCAUGCUCGCCAGGGCCCCAGCAGCCCCCGAACAACUUGCCACGGGCGUCCUGGCCUCCAUCUCCCCGCUGAAGUCUCCCCCCCAGCUGGAGCGUGAGAUGGCCACCUCCUCGGAAUGCAGCGAGAUGCCCCUUGACCUCUCCUCCAAAUCCAAUCGACAGAAGCUGCCUCCUCCGAGCCAGCGGAAGACGCCUCCCAUGCCCGUACUGACCCCAGUGCACACCAGUGGCAAAGCUCUGCUCACCACUGUUUUCUCCAAGAGCCAGCGGGUGGCUCAAGCCAUGGGCAACCCGGGCGCUGCCUCGCCCUUCGUCAUCUUCCCGGAGUUCCUGCGCAAUGGGGAGCAGGGCUCUUGGGUGAAAAACUCGACUGCCCUCAUCAGCACCAUCCCGGGCACCUACGUCGGGGUGGCUAACCCGGUACCGGCUUCCGUGUUGCUGGGCAAGGAUUCUGGGGUUGGCUUCAGCAGGGACUCCUGCCAUCUUCCCAAGCAGGAGCUCAUUUCCAUCGUUGACCAGGGAGAGCCCCGCAGUGGCGGGCCGCCUUCCGGGAAGAAAGGCGGCGCAGAGAGGCAGCCAGACCCCCCUGCAAGGCAGCUCCUUCACAGCCGAGGCAUCCCGGGGGCCCAGUUGCGCCCAUCCAAGGAGCUGACUCUUUGGAACCCUGGCCAGGGAAGCGUUUACCCUCGAUGCUCAGUCAACGGAAAGCCCGCCAGCCCUCAGCUUCUGCCUGUGGGGUGGUCGCCCUAUCACCAGGGUCCCCUGCUUUCUGUUGGUAUCUCGGCAGCCGGACAGCUUUCCCCGAAUCAAGUUGGCCUAUUCAAGCCAGCCGGCACAGGCGAGCUGGCCACGUUCCCUGGUGUGCAGCCGACAGAGUCCGCCACAGUGGCCCAGAAGGCCCCAGAAGCCCCCUCCCAGGGCAAGGGUUGCAAGGCAGCCUUGCCGAACACGGCUAGCCCUUUGUGUGUCUCACCAGCUCUUCAGACCAACCUCCCAGAUACAAGGGGCUCUGAGGGGCUCGUCCCUAAGUACGGCUCUGACAGGCUAGAGGCUGACUCGGUAGUAGAGGCUGCCCCACAGCCUGAAGCUCCCCUGGACAGCUGCAGCCACAAGCGUCCCGGAGACGCCAAGCCUAAAAAUCAAGUCUUUGCUGCCUAUCUAUCCCAUGGCCUACCCUUGGCAAGCCAGCCGAGCGUGCGGAUGUCCUCGGAGCCGGUGCCCCUUGCGGAGAGUCAGUGCAAGGAUCGGAGGUGUAGCACGUCUCGGAACCAGCCGGCAGCAGAAGUCCCUCCCCACAGUGUGCCCCAGGUGGAUCUCAGCCGAGUGAAGAAGGAACGGGUGGAACCAGAGAUGCCCUUUGCCUCUGCCGCAUGCCUGCGCGCUGGGGCAGCCGUGAGAAACCCUCCGAAAGCCAAGCUCAAGGAUGUGCUCCACAUCAAAGUGGAAGGGGGCUUCCCCUGCAAGUCCAAACGGCGGUGUGAUGGUCCAGACCGGCUGGCCCACAAGAAGCCAAAGUGCCGAAGCAGCGAGGAGUCUGGGGCUCCCUGCAAGUCAAACAGCCAGAACCUGCAUACCCGCAAGUGGAGGAAACAUCACGGUGACCUCCACGAGAUCAGCAAACGAGAGAGCCGGUUGGGCUCCACGAAGGAACGUGGCAGCCUCCGUGCCAAGCGCAAGUGCCGGAAGCCAUCCCCAGGGCAUCGUGGGCACAGCUGCGAAGAAGCUUUUGUUGAGAAGAAGGCAAAGAACAGCUUCCGGGACUUCAUUCCUGUGGUGCUGAGCAGCCGGACACGGAGCCAGUCAGGAAGCGUGGGGGGCUCUUCUGCAGGCAUGUUGGGCGAGUGUGAUGGGGCCGGGCAGGAGGUUGUGCCGCUGCUGGACGAGGAAGAAGAGAACGAUGAGGAAGAGGAGGAGGAAGAGGAGAUUGCCCUGAAGCAUCGCAAGCUGAGGAAAUCCCAUCGCCUCUCCCCUCACGCCAGCUGCAAAGACAGAGAGCGAGACUGGUCGCGGUCGGAGAGGGGCAGUUUCCACGCGAGCAAGAGCCAGGGCCUGGCGUGGCAAGUGGAAGCUACCCGCCAGCUGUGGAGCCGCAAGGAAGUGGAGGAGGAGAGCGGACACGUCAAGAGGAAGAAAAGAAGGCGGCAGAAAAGCUGGAAGUACCAGACUGGAGAGUACUUGAUAGAGCGGGAGAAAGAGGAGCACACCAGCUGUUGCCAUAAGCGGCGGAAAACAAAAGCAGACUUCAGGUACCGAAAGCACAAGGAUGCUGUGCUGGGCAAAGGCUCAGAGCUGUGCUUGAGGAGCAGACUUUCUCCAACCCUUCAAGGACGCCUGGACUUCCGCAACGGAUUCCUCUUGGAUCACUCCAAUUCUGCUCCCAUCCAGGAUGUGCUGGAGAAGCCUUCCGGGAAACGCAAAUGCAAAACCAAACACCUGUCAGGCAUCUGUGACGAGGGGAAGGCCAAGGCACGGUGGAACCAGUCCAAGACGCGCUCUCCAAAAAAAGCUCGGGAGCCCUGCCCGUUCAACAAGUCCCAGCAGCACAGUUCUGAGAGAGCCCCCGAGACCCCUGCAGCCCCACCGGUGCCCCCCGAAGCUCGGCGCCUGAUAGUGAACAAGAACGCUGGGGAGACGCUGCUGCAGAGAGCGGCGCGGCUCGGCUACAAAGACGUGGUGAUGUACUGCCUGCAGAAAGAGAACAAUGACGUCAACCACAGGGACAACGCUGGCUACACAGCCCUGCACGAGGCCUGCACUCGAGGCUCGACAGACAUCCUGCACAUCUUGCUGGAGCAUGGCGCAAAUGUCAACUGCAGUGCCCAGGAUGGCACCAGGCCUGUCCACGAUGCUGUGGUGAACGACAACUUAGAGACCAUGUGGCUCCUGCUGUCUUAUGGUGCUGACCCCACCCUAGCUAUGUAUUCAGGACAGACGGCCUUGAAGCUGGCCAGCAGCAAAGGGAUGAAAAGCUUCCUUAGUGAUUACCUCUUGGAUCUGCAGGGGCGAGACGACGGAGACCCCCGCACAGCCUGGGAUUUUUACAGCAGUGCUGUAUUAGAGGGGAAAGAUGAGAUCGGCUGCGACCUUCUGCUCAACCCUCCCGGGAGCUCAGAUCAGGAGGAAGACGAGCAGGACUCCGACCGCUUCAUGUUUGAGUUCUCUGACAAGCAGCUCCUCCCCUGCUACAACCUGGAAGUGUCCGUCUCCCGGGGGCCCUGCAACUGGUUCCUCUUCUCGGACGUGCUCAAGCGGCUGAAGCUCUCAUCCCGCAUCUUCCAGGCUCGCUUCCCGCACUUCGAGGUGACCACCCUGCCCAAGGCAGAGUUCCAGCGCCAGGUGUCGCUGAGCCAGGUGCUGGCCCCAGAAGAAAUCCAGGAGCACAUGGUACCCCCCUUGGCUCCAGGCGCCGUAGAGACGGUGGAGUUGGUGCGCUAUGAGCCGGAGCUGGUUCGGCUGCUGGGCUCGGAGAUGGUAUUUGAGGCCUGGAGCAGCUGACGGGGGUGUGUGUCAGGCAUUCGUUGGACUGCACUGCGAGGCAAUAAUCUGGACCAAUGAGAAGGUGGCCUUGUGGCCAGUGGGCAGGGGCUCUGUCUGCCUGGCCCUCAGUGACAAACAGCAAGCGGUGCUCCUCACCUGCCUGCCCACCCUGGGGGUGGGGUAGGAAGCUGCCGCCUCCCACACCCUGGACUCAGCUGGUUGACCUGCUGCAGGGCCUUGAUGGUUUUGAAGCCUCUCCGUGGAACUGCGUCUCUUCCCUCACCCCCAAGCUCUUCCAGAGUAUUUAUUUAAAUUAGUAUUUAAUUUGUGGUGUUCCUUUUUUGUUCUUGCUAAGUCUGUAUCACUGUGAUUCGAUAGGGGCUGGGGGGGGCUGGACAGAUAGACGUCCUGCAGCCCCAGUCCCCAUCGGGAUGUGCUGGAGGACCAGACUGUGGCUCCCCCCCCCAUCCCCCAUGACUUAGGCGGAGAGCCCCAUUACUUCCCUCCAUUUGAGGACCACCCAGCUUCUGUUGGGUGUUUUUCCCUCUCUCUCUCCAUCCCCCCCCCCGGCACCCUUUCUGUUAGAUUAUUUUGUCUCUGAAGUCCAGCCUGCCACUUUUGGAGAGGCAGAUGGAGACUGAAUUAGUAGACAGCCAAAGGCACCUGAUGUUCUCAGCUAUUUUCCUCCCCCCCCCGCUUUUAAAAUCUCACCUUUGUUCAGUCAGUUCAGGUGGCAAGACAGUAGUCUCCAGCGGUGUGGAAGCAGCAGAGACGAGCCCAGUUGGAGGGCAGGGUGGCGGGGGGGGGGGGUCGUGUCUCUAGAUGGUACAGUUUUAUUGUACAGGUGCUAACAAGGACUGGACAAUCUGUUUUCUGGCUCUCCCCUGCACUGGGGGUGGGGUAGGUUGUUUGGGUGUUAACUUUUUUUGUUCUUUUGUGUUGUGUUUCUCCCCCCCCCAAACUCGGAGAGCUGCAUUUCCUUGCACCUCCUCUUCUUUCCCCCCUCUCCAAUUUUCCAAACAGGCUGCCUCUUCCUGCUCCCUUCCUUGGAAAAAGGAAACAGCCCUCCCUCACACCCGCCCACCCUCCUUUCUCUUUUACACCAAGGCUUUUUGGGCCUUUGGGGUGUGUGUUCCAGCUGCUGUUUUUUUUCCUUCCUGAUUUGUUUUAUUCUUAAGCAACGCUUUGGUGUCAAAAACACUUAUGUACAGAAAAAACCUGCAUCAGGGCCUCCGUCUCCUG